Messenger RNA from Drosophila suzukii, 2746 nucleotides. RefSeq names its product tipE homolog 3 (gene Teh3). Gene Ontology annotation, biological process: regulation of sodium ion transport. The record is from RefSeq and is a predicted model, not a curated record. Gene Ontology annotation, cellular component: plasma membrane. Gene Ontology annotation, molecular function: sodium channel regulator activity. Lineage: Eukaryota; Metazoa; Arthropoda; Insecta; Diptera; Drosophilidae.
GAGACUCUGGAAAACCCGGAGACCAAGCCGAGCCGAAUGCAGUCGCCAGUGCGGAGCAGAAAGCCUUGGGUCACGAGCCACCAGCUGCCAGUAACUCGAAGGGAAAAAAUAGUUACCACAAAAUACAGCACUGCUCCAGAAUUACCAAAUAAUUGUAGAUAAUUUAUAGAAGCCAAUUACCGAAUAAUACUAGAAAAAAUAAUAACUAAAGGAAUCCCCUUCAGCCGUGUGAAUCCUCCGAAAAACCCUCGGCACGUGAUGCAACUAACGUAUGGAUGGGGACACCCAGUGAUUAAAGUGAAUUUUUGUGGGGUCAGCUAGCCAAAAAUCGAUAGGUUGGCCUAUCCGAAAGACGUGUCCUCCAGCUGGAAACGUGCGCAGCCUGCAAAGUUCCUUAGGACCAAAGGAAAAGUCAGAGGAAAAUCUCAACCUACGCAGAGUUAUAUAACAUACAACACCGCCCACGCAGUUUUGCAGCUAAAUCGAUAGACUAAAAACCGCGACAUGACGAGCUUCUAAUUGGAUUGCACGCGAGGGAUUAACCACUGGGCUUUAGAGGCACCACCACUACUACUACUAAUACCAGGAAUUACAGGGUAGUUGAAGGUAGUUUUCAAAAGAGAUGGGCAAGAAGAAGGUGCCCGUUGAGGACCUAGUGGUCCCACCGCAGGACACACGGAUAUGCGGCACCAUAUGCAUUUGCCAGAUGACCCUGGUCCUGAGCUCCGUGGCCCUGGUCUACCUAACGGUGGCCAUUUACAUGCCCUCCACCAGGGCCUUCAAAAGCGGCAUCGAUCCCACGCCGGUCAUGUGCACCACCACGCGGGCGGUGAACAAGGAUAACUGCGAGUGGGGCAGCUGCGGGGAGUGGUGCCUCAGCAAGACCUCCGGCGCCUGCAUCCAGAUCUACGUUAACCUCCGCAGCAACGGCAGCAAUCUUAUAUUCCAGAACUGCACCAAUUCGGCGAAUAAAACAUGCUAUGGCAUUGACCAGGAUCGGGCCGAUAAGGCCAGGUGCAUCAACGAUGAGUGCAAGAAUCUCACGGGAACCUUCAACUGCACCGCUGGCCAGUGCCUGAACAUCACGGAUGCCUUCGAGUGCGUCUUCCACAACAGCGAUGCACCCGUCAAGUGUUCCGGGAGGCGGGGAAAGAUCAACUGCAUGGACAUCAGUGGUCUGUACUCGUGUAGUCGAGGAACCUGCCGGAAGAUAAGGACUCCCUACAACUGCGACCGGAGGUGUGUGGAUAUACCCACCCGGAACAAGAACGUGGUGGUUCUCAGUGGUGACAAGGUCUAUCUAUCCCAGUGUCAGAACGCCAUCAAUGCAGAGACCCUAGAAGAAGUCUGGAACGAAUCGAAUGAUAAUGUGGCCAUGACAUCCUGCUACUUCAUCAAGAACACCUCGGAUCAGGUGGAUGCGGUGGACUGCAUCAAUGGUUCGACCCUGGAGCACAACAUGCUCAGCGAUCUGACCAACUUCACAUAUCUGAGCCACCUGCACGUAUCGGUGGCCACCCCGGUGCCGGAAAUAGCACCACCCGAUGUGGAUCUGACCAUUUCCAAUGAGUCGAAGCUGAUGAUCAAUCUGGAGGGGUGUGUGAACACCCUGAUGGACGAGUGCAAGGAGUUCCUCAAGGACUUCGGACGGGAUGGCAGCGAUCACAAUGCCAGGGCUCGCUUCCCGUGCUUCUAUUCACCCGGCAAGAAGGAAAUAGUGGUGGCCCGUUUCGACCUGGAGGUCACCUAUCGCCAGUUUGUGUUCGCCUCGGUGGUGCCAUCGGUUCUGUUUGUGGUCUCCUGUUCGAUCCUCAUCAUGUGCCAGACCACCGUUUACGUGGGCGAUGAUGCCAAGAUGCGGUUCAAGGGAUGUGUGGACACGGAUACCGUCUUAAAUAAGAAUAACGUGGGCGCACCCACCAACGGAGACAUGGGCGGGGGCGGCGGCGAUGAGGUUAUGGCCCUAUGAGAUCCGUCACGCAUUCCUCUGCUCCAGGAAGACAGUCCGACACACCAGACGGGAGUCUUCGCUUUGCAAUAAUUGGAGUUGGGCACCAGCUGAAGUCAGAAACACAAUCGAGCAACUUGAAAUUCUUUGUAAUCCUUCCAUCGAACUUUUGACACUGCAAACACCCAGAAACACACAGAAAGACACAGAGACACGGACCACACCUCAGAGGCUUGCAAGGACACUCCUGAGCUAACCAGGAAAUACUGAAACUCAAACCGAAACCAAAAACCGAUAUCCCAUGCGAGGCGCUUGACAUUUUCAAGAUACGACGAUCGGCAGAUCUGAAGACAAUAUUAGUAUAAUUUUCGACUCUUAAGUUGAGCAAUUUUUUUGGGACUAGGGCCAGAGGCUACAGGACUUGUAGGAUAACAGGAGAUUUAAGGGCGGUGCGAGAGAUUAAAUUUAAAAUUGUUGCUAUUAUGGAACUUAGUUUUAUCUAGGAAAUAAAUGCGCACAAACCCACACCCAAAUGCACAGUACACACAAACACACACAGAGAUACACCCACACACACACACCAGACACCAGAAUCGGCUGAAGAUAUAGAAGAUUUAUAGAACCAGGUUCAGUCACCGGGAGAGAAGGCAGAGAAAUUCAAAAAUGGCUUAGAGUGAGGGAUGCGUGAUCAAAAAAAAAAAACUAAAAGAAAUCUCGUAACGACAACUAGUCGAUGAAGUCAAAGCAAAAGUUAACCCCCAAAAGGCUAACAGAAAACAUAAGCAUUAAUUUAGAAAA